AUGUCUUUGAGUACAUCAGCAGAGCCACCCUCUAUUGAUUUGGUGGCCGUUUUGGAUCGAACCUCACGACUGUUGAGAGGAAAUAGUUCCAACAGCAAAAAAUCAAGAUCUGCUAGCUCCACAAGCAAUCAACACCUUGAAAAUGAAGAUACGACAUGUGAAGAAAAUUCCUUUUCUUUGCCCAUCUCGUCCAAAAGCAAAAUAUUGAAAAAAUAUUGCUCUUCUUUGAGACCGUCAUCAUCGGGUCAACAACAAAAUGUAGCACCAAAUGAAUCAUCAUCACCAUCAACAACAAAACUUGAUUCCAAAAUUUUAGAUUCAAUUUUUCAAUAUCAUGGAGAACGGGAUGCAGAGAAAAAUGGAAUCUAUCACGGACAAGGUCAAUUAAUUUUGCCCAUGUGUUCUUCAAAUAUUCUUCACCAUAGUAAAUCAUCAUUAGCAUCACAAUCCCUCAACAAUAGUCAAGGAUUAUUCGGUCAGAAACAAUCAUCGCAUCAGGAUUUGAGUGCUAGUAUUGGUUGUCUCACAAGUGUCACAAAGAAAACUGACAUGAAUCAUCACGAAAAUCUCAACCAACAUCAUCAACAUUUGAUGGAUGAAAUGCCACUCAUUGAAGAAGAAUUUCAUAUUGCCAUAAAUUCUCCUCAACAUUUCUACUCAAGUACAAACACCAUGAAUUAUGAAUUCAUCUAUGAAGGAAAGUUUGAAAAUGGAUUCAUGAAAGAUAGUGAAGGUAAAUUCGAGUUUAAAUACGCCGAUAGAAAGGGACCAACCUAUGUAGGCAACAUUGAGAAUAAUCGUUUCAAUGGUCACUGUAAAAUUACAUGGGACGACGGAAGCAUCUACGAAGGAGAGGUAAAGAAUGGCUUACGAGAUGGUUAUGGAAUUUACACUUCAGGAGAUUUGCUUUCAAAAUAUGAAGGUUAUUGGAAACAAGGACAACGACACGGCAAAGGAAUUAUGUAUUAUUCUGCCGAUGAAAAAUAUGAGGGCAACUUUACAAAUAAUAAGCGUGAUGGUUAUGGUGUCAUGCAUUACAAGAGUGGAAAUUAUUAUGAGGGUCAAUGGCAAGAGAACAAGAGAAGUGGAUACGGAGUCAUGCAUUGGACCACUGAUCCAUUGGAAAUUUAUGAGGGUGAAUGGCUCAAUGAUUUGCCACACGGCAAUGGAAAACAUACAUAUUUACAAGCGUCAGGAAAGAAGUGCAAUUAUUAUGAAGGAUCUUUUGUUGAAGGAAAACGAGAGGGACAAGGAACCUUUCACUAUGCCGAUGGUUCCUCAUAUUCUGGAGAGUGGUUUAAUAAUCUUAAACAUGGAGAAGGAGUGUUUUAUUAUUUAAAUGGUUCCAUUCAAAAAGGUGUAUGGAAGGAGGACAAGCUGCAUGUUCCUCAUUCUUCAGAGUCUUCAGUGAGUAGUAAUAUCAAUGUUGCGGCAGAUCGUGUAGUUCCAAAUCCAAACGCCACACAAAGUAGCUCUGGUGUGUUAACCACUCCUCUCAUUGAAUUGUACAUUAAUGACUUGUUGUUGAAAGUUGACGGAUCGUUUGAUGAACUGAACAAAAUUUAUUCGCUUGUACAGAGAAACAUUCGAAAAUUCAAAAAGAUUUUUGCCCACUAUUGUAAAUAUGGUUUAGAUCCAUUGUGUGUGAAGAAGAACAUGCAAAUUACAAAGGAAAGCUCCAUGAAUCCACGCAUUAGUAUUCAAGGCAUUCUCAAUUUGAAUGACACAUCUGAUGAAAUGACGUCCAAUGAAAUGAAAUUAUUUCUCUCAAGAGAUAAUCGAAUGACAAUGGUACAGUUCUGGAAAUUUUCGCAAGAUUUUGGAAUUCUUAGUGAAAACAUGAAUUGUGCACAAAUUGAUCGAAUUUUCAUUUUUGUGACUACUCAAUCCAGUGCGGAAAGAAACCUUAAACUUUCAAAGACUGAGAAUUCUAUUUUGCAGGAAGCUAACACUCCUAGAUUGGAUUAUUCAGUGAAACCAACAAUGAGCAAGAAACAACCUUCCGUACAAGCUACUCCCACCAUGAGAUUUAGAGAAUUUGUCGAAUCGACCAUAAGAAUUAGUGCUGAAUUGUAUAGAAACAUUCAAAAUGGCACAAGUACUGUAUGUGACAGGUUUAGAUACAUGAUAGAUGAAAAAAUUAAUUGCCAAACUUCGAUGGUUCCAAGUGAGCUUGUGUCCGCACGAUCAACAAGCAAUGAGAGUGUGACCUCCAAAGCAACUUCACAAGCUCUACCUGCCACCACCGUGACUAGUACUCUUGUAAAUAAUGUAAAUUUGACGGCCUCUACAAAAACUACUAUUACAACCAUAACCAGCACAACGACAAGUUCUACCGUUGUGGUCGAUACGAAGAGUCUGCUUGUUCCCACUCAAGCAAUCAGCACAGAAGUCAUACUUUCAAACACGAUUCAAAAAGAGAUGGAAAAGUACAAGGAAUCAUUGAAAAGAAUUUUCUCGUACUACGGACGAUAUGAAGGAGGAGGCUAUGUCACAUUUUCUGAAGAAGAGGAAUGGCACGGAACCAAACCUAAAAAGAUUGAAACCAUGACAGUGAAACAAUUCUUGAGAAUGCUUAAAGAUUUGCUCAUCAUGGACCCUAAGUUAUUGAGCAUGCAUGAAGUGAUUAAAUGUUUCGAAGAGACUUAUCCAGAUAUUGUAACUUUGGAGCCUCAUGAAUCUCUUGAAGAUUUGAAGAAACGACGAAUGGAUGCCAUCAUUACCAGAGAAAUGAUUGUCGAGGAUUAUAUGGAAGCUCUUCGUAAAUGUCUUACCAAACGACUACUCACAAAACUGAAUCUCAAUCAUUCUGAAAUGGAAGAAGAGACAUUUAAAAAGGAAGCAUUCCUUGUGCUGGAUUCAAUGAUCAAACGAUUCGAUCGAAAGCCGUAA
This is a messenger RNA of Naegleria fowleri, 2892 nucleotides long. RefSeq lists its product as uncharacterized. The transcript has a single exon. Lineage: Eukaryota; Heterolobosea; Eutetramitea; Acrasida; Naegleriidae. Bases 1 to 2892 code for a protein of 963 amino acids. The record is from RefSeq and is a predicted model, not a curated record.